Linum trigynum is the source of this 2502-nucleotide messenger RNA. Lineage: Eukaryota; Viridiplantae; Streptophyta; Magnoliopsida; Malpighiales; Linaceae. The record is from the annotation of a GenBank genome assembly.
AUGGCUUCUUCUUUGUCUACCUCUCGCUCCCACCACCGCAUAAACUCCAUCUCCUCAUUUCUUGGUCCUCUGCGGUUCCUGUUCCUUAUUGCCUCCCUCCACGACUCUUUGCUGCUAGUCGACGCCACCGCCUCCUCCCUGAAGCUCACAUUCACCGCCCCGGCCAAGUACUGGACCGACGCCAUUCCCAUUGGCAACGGCCGCCUCGGCGCCAUUGUCUGGGGCGGCGUAGCAAACGAGACUCUUCAGCUUAACGAUGAUACGUUGUGGACCGGCGUUCCUGGAAGCUACUCCGAUCCCAAUGCGCCGGCGGCUCUAUCGGUGGUCAGAAAGCUCGUUAGUUCCGGACUCUACCCGGAAGCAUCCGCGGAGGCGAUUAAAUUGUCAGCAACUCCUUCUCAGGUUUACCAGCUGCUCGGGGACAUAGUGCUUGAAUUUGACGCCUCGCAUCAGAAAUACGAUCCAACCACAUACCUCAGAGAACUGGAUUUGGAGACUGCAACCGCUACAGUGAAAUAUUCGGUUGCGGGUGUGGACUACACAAGGGAGCAUUUCGCCACAAACCCUCACCAAGCAAUAGUGACCAGAAUUUCUGGGAGCAAACCAGGGUCUUUGUCAUUCACUCUUCAUCUGCACAGCAAGCUGAAUCACACCACUACGCUCCUCCCAGGGCAAAACCAAAUCCUACUGCAAGGAAGCUGCAGGGGACACCCCAACGGAAUUCGCUUCGCAGCCAUGCUGGACUUGAGGAUCCGAGGAGGGGAAAAAGCAGCCGUCAGCGUCUUAGAUGGUGGGAACAAGCUCAAGGUUGAUCUCGCCGAUUCGGCAGUGCUCAUUCUGGUGGCUUCAUCUUCAUUCGAUGGGCCUUUCACUAGCCCUGUCGAUUCCAACAAGGACCCAAAUUCAGACUGCCACAAGGCGUUGAGCUCACUUGCCAAUGUGGCGUACGCGGAUCUAAGAGCGAGGCAUUUGGAGGAUUAUCAGAGCCUUUUCCGCCGCGUUUCGUUGCAGCUGUCUCCUGGCUCCAACUCAGACUCAGACUCAGGGGGCCAUGUUGUGGCAACUGCAGAGAGGGUCAAGUCCUUUAAGACAGACGAGGAUCCGUCGCUGGUGGUUCUCAUGUUCCAGUACGGUCGUUACUUGCUGAUAUCUUGUUCCAGGCCUGGCACCCAGGUGGCAAAUUUGCAGGGGAUAUGGAACAAGGAUGUCAACCCGCCAUGGGAUGGGGCUCAACAUUUGAACAUCAAUCUGCAAAUGAACUACUGGCCAGCACUGCCGUGCAAUCUCAAGGAAUGCCAAGAGCCAUUGUUCGACUACAUGUCCUCCCUUGCAGUCAACGGGAAGAAGACCGCUAAAGUGAACUACGGAGUUAACAAUGGCUGGGUUGCUCAUCAGGUCAGUGACAUAUGGGCUAAAACGUCUCCAGAUCAGGGAGAUGCCGUAUGGGCUAUGUGGCCGAUGGGUGGUGCUUGGCUUUGUACUCACGUGUGGGAGCAUUAUAGCUAUACAAUGGACAAAGACUUCCUCGGGAAGAAGGGCUACCCUUUGUUGGAAGGAUGUGCAGAGUUUCUGCUAGGCUGGUUAGUGGUGGGCCAGGGAGGUCAUUUGGAAACCAACCCAUCAACUUCUCCUGAGCACAAAUUCAUUGCUCCAGAUGGCAAGCAAGCUAGUGUGAGCAACUCAACAACUAUGGACAUGUCAAUCAUAACACAAGUCUUCUCAGAUAUUCUUGCCGCUGCUGAGACUCUAGGGAGGCAGAAUGAUGAACUCGUUCACAAAGUUCGUCUCGCUAGAGCCCGCCUGCCACCCACUAAAAUUGCCAAGGAUGGCACCGUCAUGGAAUGGGCUUUUGAGUUUGAAGACCCAGAGCCUCAGCACAGGCACGUUUCUCAUCUCUUUGGGCUGUUCCCUGGCCACGCCAUUACUCCUCAACACACUCCUGACCUUUGCAGUGCUUCUGAAAAGACUCUUGUCAAGAGAGGUGUCGAGGGUCCAGGAUGGUCGACCGUGUGGAAAACUGCACUGUGGGCAAGGCUACAAAAGAGCAACAAGGCAUACGAAAUGGUGAAGCAUUUAUUCAACUUGGUGGAUCCAGCCCAUGAAGGAGACUACGAAGGAGGAGUUUUUAGCAACUUGUUUACAGCUCACCCACCAUUCCAGAUUGAUGCCAACUUGGGCUUCUCGGCAGCUAUAGCAGAGAUGCUAGUACAAGGCACAGGGACUGAUCUGUACUUGCUACCUGCUCUUCCACGCGACAAGUGGCCCGAUGGGUGUGCCAAGGGGUUAAGGGUGAAAGGAGGGGUGACCCUCAACCUGUGCUGGAAGCAAGGCCAGCUCGAUGAAGUUGGUGUUUGGUCAACGGAAGGCGAUUCUGUGCAACAAUUGCACUAUGGAGAAAAGAUGGUGAAGGCGAGUGUUGUGUCAUGUAAUGUGUACACGUUCAACAGGAAUUUGGUGUGUGUAAGUACUGAAUCCCUUUCGGAAGAAGGUAGUUCUUGUUGA